AUGCGCGUCUCCUUGGCCCUCUGCCUCGCGGCGCCCGCGGCGGCGUUCCAGGGCGCGGCGACGCCCCGGUCGCCCGGUGUCCUGCGGUCGUCCCCCGACAUCCGCACGGACGUCGGCAGCGACUGGAAGCCCGAGCAGGGCGGCAUGGAGGCCACGGACACGCCCGACUUCUUCUACGAGGACGGCGAUUCGCGCAACACGGACAUCGGCUUCCAGGACGGCAUCAUGGGCUCCACGGGCCUCGACAAGCUCCAGGGCAUGAACCAGGGCGGCGACCCCGGCGUCGCGGGCGCGCUCGACGUCGACCCCACGACGAUCGGCGGCUACCAGUCCGCGUCGGCCGCGGACGCCGGCGCCGACUUCACGCUCGACACGCUCGCGAAGAUGGGCCGCUUCACGGAGGAGAUCAAGAUGGACAUCCCCGCGGGCACGACCGAGCUCCAGGCCCGGACCGUGUCCAUCAAGCCCGUCUGCAUGGCCUACGAGGACUUCUACGUCGGCUUCGCGCCCGAGUCGGCGCCGGGCAUGUUCUCCGCCGAGCCCACGGAGGGCCGCAUGGACCGCCGCGGCGGCGCGCCCACGGACGUCGACAUCGUCGUCAAGGCCGACGGCCAGGUCGGCGAGAAGGUCGGCUACAUGGUCAUGAACCUCCCGGAGGAGAACGAGAAGUUCACCGUCAAGAUCACGGUCAACCAGUUCUAA
This is a messenger RNA of Aureococcus anophagefferens, 702 nucleotides long. RefSeq names its product expressed protein. Bases 1 to 702 code for a protein of 233 amino acids. The record is from RefSeq and is a predicted model, not a curated record. Lineage: Eukaryota; Pelagophyceae; Pelagomonadales; Pelagomonadaceae. The transcript has a single exon.